CAUUUUUUUGGUGAAGUCGCCAUCAUCCGCCAUUACAUUUUGGAGUUUGCAUAAAUUGGUCGUUGCACUGUCCGCGUGCCGGAUCCGCAGUAUCUGUGACAUUUGAGUGUUCGUGCGUCUCGCAGCGUUUCGUUAUAACAAAGAGUAGUGACGUUCAAUCGUAUGUCCAUCCAGAAUCUCAACACAUUCGACCCAUUCGCCGAUGCUAUCAAAAGCUCGGAAGACGACGUCCAAGAUGGACUAGUGCACGUCCGGAUCCAGCAGCGGAACGGGCGCAAGACGCUGACGACGGUGCAGGGCCUGUCAUCGGAAUAUGACCUGAAGAAGAUCGUGCGGGCAUGCAAGAAGGAGUUCGCGUGCAACGGAACCGUGGUGGAGCACCCGGAGUACGGCGAGGUGCUGCAGCUGCAGGGCGACCAGCGCGAGAACAUUUGCCAGUGGCUCACUAAGUCGGGGCUCGUCAAGCCCGAGCAGCUCAAGGUGCACGGCUUCUAACAUGUCCGCCGCUGUGACAUCAUAGUUCUUGUAAUGAGUGCGCGCGUUAACUUGUAACCCUAUCGAAUAUGUAUUUAGAAAGUACCGACGUUUACAGAGAGAGCACGUAGGCCGCUCGGCCUCCCGCGCCCUGUGCCUUGUCUCCCACAUUAAUGUAAUAUAAUUAAUAUCGUAUUUUUGAAUAUCGAACGCCGUCUCGUCUGGACAGCUUUAGUUGCAAUUGCUGAACGAAAUAGCCAAUAAAUUGUCAUCUCUUUGUUUUUUUUUACGACUAAUUAAUUAUAAAUUGCUGUAAUAUUAUGAUGUCUCAAUUAUUAAACAUGUUUUUAUAUUA
Messenger RNA from Bicyclus anynana (squinting bush brown), 829 nucleotides. It is a transcript of the gene eIF1, whose product is annotated as eukaryotic translation initiation factor eIF1. Gene Ontology annotation, biological process: translational initiation. The record is from RefSeq and is a predicted model, not a curated record. Bases 163 to 495 code for a protein of 110 amino acids. NCBI's taxonomy places the organism in Eukaryota, Metazoa, Arthropoda, Insecta, Lepidoptera, Nymphalidae. The transcript has a single exon. Gene Ontology annotation, molecular function: ribosomal small subunit binding; translation initiation factor activity; RNA binding. Gene Ontology annotation, cellular component: eukaryotic 43S preinitiation complex.